Messenger RNA from Poecile atricapillus (Black-capped chickadee), 3189 nucleotides. It is a transcript of the gene HPCAL4, whose product is annotated as hippocalcin like 4. Bases 23 to 598 code for a protein of 191 amino acids. The transcript is spliced from 3 exons. NCBI's taxonomy places the organism in Eukaryota, Metazoa, Chordata, Aves, Passeriformes, Paridae. Gene Ontology annotation, molecular function: calcium ion binding. The record is from RefSeq and is a predicted model, not a curated record.
AUUUCCCUUUCCAGGGGCAGCCAUGGGCAAGCACAGCAGCAAGCUGGCCCCGGAGAUGCUGGAUGACCUGGUGAGGAGCACGGAGUUCAGCGAGCAGGAGCUGAAGCAGUGGUACAAGGGCUUCCUCAAGGACUGCCCCACCGGCAUCCUCAACCUGGAGGAGUUCCAGCAGCUCUACAUCAAGUUUUUCCCCUACGGAGACGCCUCCAAGUUUGCCCAGCACGCUUUCCGCACCUUUGACAAGAAUGGGGACGGCACCAUCGACUUCAGGGAGUUCAUCUGUGCCCUGUCUGUCACCUCCAGGGGCACCUUUGAGCAGAAACUCAACUGGGCCUUCGAGAUGUACGACCUGGACGGGGACGGGAAGAUCACGCGCCUGGAGAUGCUGGAGAUCAUUGAGGCCAUUUACAAGAUGGUGGGGACUGUGAUCAUGAUGAGGAUGAACCAAGACGGGCUGACGCCCCAGCAGCGAGUGGACAAGAUCUUCACAAAGAUGGACAAGGACAAGGAUGACCAGAUCUCCCUGGAGGAGUUCAAGGAGGCGGCCAAGAGCGACCCCUCCAUCGUCCUGCUCCUGCAGUGUGACAUGCAGAAAUAGAGCCCUGGCACCCAGGGCUGGACUGGCUGGAGCCAAACUCUGCCCCCUGUGAUGGUUCCAAUCCCUGUUUUCCCCACGUUUGGCCCCAGGCAUGAGGCACAUUCCCCCCCUCCUGCUGCCCCUGCUGGGCAGCCCAAAUUCCACACCCUCCCAGGGCUGCUGUGAGCGUCACCAGCCCUCUCCCACCCUGGAGCUGGACACCCUGCAGCCACUGGUGUGUCCUGCCUGACCAGAGCCAGCUGUUCCCACAUCCCUGUGGCUUUCUCCCCACUUUCCCCCACUUGAUCCUAACCCAGACCAACUCUCUCCCCUUUCUGAUGUUUUUCAUGGCUUGUGAUGUCUCCAGGGAGGCUGAAAUGUCCCAAGUCCUGCUCCUGGUCCUCCCUUCACUGGCAAUUCCCUGGAAGGCUGCUCUGAGAGGCCAGGGCAGGGUCUUGCACCAGCUUUAGCUCUUCCACCUCUGUUCUUCCUGCUGGGAGCAGCCAGGGUUGCUCAGGACGCUUUAGCAGAGAACAGAAGUGUCCAAAGCCAGCCCUGGACGUGGCCAGUGUCCCAUCCCAGAAGCCACCUUCCAUCCCAUCAGCUGGGUGACAUCCACAGCUGCCCUGGCUGCUCUGUGACAUUUCUGACCCACCCCAAUAUUGAGGUGACCCCAAACUGAAGGCAGGGUCAGGAGUGUGGGUGUGGAAGGCAGGUCCUGCUGCUGCUCCCGGCUGUGGGGACAGCUGGGAGUUGGACUGGGAGCUGUCCUGUACCUGGUGAGCCUCCUGGCAAAGCUCUGAGGCCACAAGAAACAAAUCUGUCACCUUCCUCCCCUCUCCCAGCCUGCUGCACCCACCCCUCCUGCCCCAGGUUGGUGUUUAGUCUGCACGUUGUGGUGUUGGUGGCUGUGGUGUCUGUUAGGAGAUGGUGAAGUCCUUUCCUAUUUUUUUAAUGGAAAAAUAAACUGUCCCCUGUGUGUGGUGUCCCCCUCUGGGUGGUUUACUGGGGGGCUGGGGACAGUGAGGUGACAACACUGCGCUAAAACUGAGAAUGUUUUAGGGGUUUCACCCGAGCCUGUGACACCCCAAGGGGUGGAGAAACCCCUGGGGAGCCUGAAGGUGGGUGGAAGUGAAACCCUUCAGUCCUGCAGGCAGCUCUGGGGAAGAAGAGAACGUCACUUUUGGGGUGGGGGAGGCCCAGACCCCAAAGCUCCCUGGAAAUGGGUUUCAUUUGCCAACCAGGAGCUGCCCCCGGCUGUGCCUUUCCCUCAGGGCUGGUGGCUUUGUCCUGGGCUCCAUCCACCAGCAGCUGGGACCUGCUCUCAGCGCAUCUUUGUCCUUCUUUUCUCCACCCCCAUCUUCCCCGCACAGAUUUUCCUCUGGCCUUUCUUCUCCCUCAGCAGCCUGCACAGACAGUGACUGUUGCUAAGGAGCUCUCACCAAAUUUUAAUCCUUGUCUGUCAUCAAGCCGGCAGGGCUGGCUCCUGGGCAGCAGCGCUGCCUCCCAGCUCACACAGAUCCUGCAAUUCCCCAGCCCUUGGUGUGUCCUGCAGCAGCCAGCACCGGAGCACGGGGAUGGGAAGGUGCCAAAAGCACGGCAGGGAGGGUAUUUUUAGGAGUGCUGCUGAUGGGAGAGCUCUGUACCUCGGUUUGGCUGCUGUGCUCUCCAGGAGCGCGUGUGUGUGAGUUUGCAGCUCAGCAGUGCCUGGGAAAGAAGGAACGGGGCAGCUUGUCCCACCCUGCGGGAGCUGGGGACGUGCCAGGGCUGCUGCCUGAAAGGGCAACAACUCAAAAGCUCAGGAGAGAACUCCAAGAAUAGCCUGGUGAUCCCGGGGCCCUGCAAGCUCCUGCUUCCCUGGGGGCCACCCCAAAGGAAGCUCAGGUGUUUCCCAGCAGGGAGCUGCGAAGGCCCUGGGGAAAGGAAAUCUGUCAGGCUGAAAUGAUGCUGAAUCCCCAAAGGGGUUUGGAUUCCUGGAGCCAGCCCUGCUCAGCAGCUCACAGCUUCUCCUGGCUCUGCUCUCCUGCUUGGAGCCCGGUGCAAGCGGGGUGGUGUUGGGUUGAUCUCGUGGAUGGGGACACGAGGCUGUCCUCUGUAGGGAGGGCUGGUUUUUCUUUAGCUGGAGCACAAGAAUUUGGGUAAAACCCUGUUCUGUGACCUCCCCCCAGGAGCUGCCCUGUUCCAGGUGAGAUCCUCCAUCCCCUGCCCCUUCCUGGCUCUUGGCUUUUGGUCUCUGGGAUGCAGCCCCCGCUCUCCAAGGGCUUCUGGGGGUCUCCUGGUGGUGGGGGAAUUUUUAACCUGAGCUGAACGUGCAGCUCUGUGGCUGCUCCCACCAGCACCCGUGGGAGCGGAGAGCCUUAAUUAACACCGGCGCUGAUUCCUUUAAUGAGUGAACGGCACAGAGGUCACCCUGGCACGGAGCAGGGCCCCACCACACCUCUGUCCUCCCCUGCUGCCACCACCCCGGCUGCUCCAUCCUCUCCAGCUCCCAGCACUGCCCAGCCCGUGCUCUCAAGGAUGGCCAGACCCGGAGACCGGGACGAGCUCCGGUGUCCGCCGGUGAUGCCCCAUCGCUCCUGCUCCGUGUCCUCCCGGGGCUCUGUCCUUUGUCC